CUACGGCCUGUUUUGUAAAAAAAAAUAAUUAUAAUUAUAAAUUAAAUUAUAAAUAAUGCAUGUCACUCAUCUCGUAGUUGUUAUUUCUAGAUAUUUAUUACAAUAGUUGUAUAGGUAUUCCAUUAUACAGUAUAUACUAUAUAGUGUUUCAUACAAGUUCAUGUGUGGUCCAAAGUCAAGGUCGGUGUUCACCAGGAACUCACGCGAUAUAUAUAGGCUAUCAUUCAUGCAUACAUGGAUAAUGACCAUGGUUAAUUCCCACAACACUUAUUCGUCUGUAAUAAAAUAUAAUGAUAACAAAGCCAUCAAUAUUUACAAAAACUGAACACGCAAUUUGUGCAGCCUAUGUAUCUACGUCGAAUGGCUGCCUCAAAUGGGUAGCAAUUACUAACUAUUACGCCUACAAUCAACGUGUUCAUAUUACCAGGGCAUUCGUCAUCGGAAAAUUAUGAAAAUAUCAUGUCAUUGUCACCAGAUAUAAUACCAAGCCGACCGGUACAUACAGUCAACGGUCGUGUAGCGUUAAGGAGACCGGAUCAUAAAGUUCGGUCGAGAACCACGUGUCCAUUUAGAUUUCGAUUCACAUGGUGGUCUAACACUGAACCGCCAAAGUAUUUUGAGAAGUUGUGCGAAAAUUGCAAAACCUAUAAACACGAAAAUGGUAGUCGGUAUCAAUACACAGCACUGGAACCAGAUUCUAUUGGACAAGAACGGAUGGAACUGGAACGAAAAGCUCGACAACAUGCUCAAAAUGCAUGUCAGCAUUACUUAAGGUUUUGUCCUCGAUACGCUCUCCUACAACACUUGAACGACAUUGGAUCAAGGGUGGACAAACAUUGGUUUGUGGUACGUGAUGGAUCGGUCAAGACAGAACGUUUAUUGACGCUCGUGCCAAAGAAUCCAAAUAGCAUUCUUGAAUGUACACCGGAUACAAGGCGUACCAUAUUAGAUCUUUUUUUAACAUUACAACACCCAUAUAUAUAUCCAAUAUUAGAUGUUGAGUUUGUAGAAGGUGCGACUGAUCCAGAAACUACAUUUAUAACAUUAGUCUUACCUUUUAAUAGUAAAGGAAGUCUUAAAGAUCUUAUCUAUAAGAGUUGUUGGCAUGAUGAUUGGAGUGAUAAGUAUGGGCAACGAAGUGAAGGUUUACCACUGUCACAAAUUCAAAGACUUGGGCGCCAGAUCCUUGAAGCACUUUUAUUCCUCAAGAAGAGAAAAUUUCCUCAUGACUGUAAUUUACAUUCUGGAAAUGUAAUUCUACAAAAUGGUGUAGCCAGAAUCACAGGCUUAGAAAAUUUUUUACUUGGAUUCACAUCAAGAAUUCAACCCAUUGUUAUGAGUGGUAAUUUUGUAUUGGAAGACUUCUCAGCAAUAGAUGUUAUUUGUUUUGGUCAUGUUUUAUUUGAAAUGGCAGCUGGUUAUGAAUUGCUUACUCCAGAACCCAGCGAAACUAAUUUACGCGAUAUUGCUCACUAUCCACAAGUAGUUGAAAUAAUGGACUUGGUAUUUAAAAAUCCUAUGGGUCAAGUACCAGCAAUUGAACUGCUAGUAAUGACUGAGUUCUUCAGAAACAUUGAUCUCAGAGAAAUGCGUGCGACAUCUUGGCCCCUUUUACAGGCCAAAAUGACAGUCUCUUCAUCACAGUUAUUGGAAACUGUGAGAAACAGAAAUAAUAGCAAGAGUUGCUCGAUCUCGAACAAUCAUGAUAUUGAUAUAACAGAAACAACCUCCAAGGAAAAUUUACAAAUAAAAAAACUGUCAAUGAGAAGUAAAAGCUGUGAUGAUCAAAAAUAUUCUCAUGCAAUGCAAAGAAAAUCAAAUUUUGUUGGUGAUAAGGACUGCAUGGAACAUCGUGGUUUAUCAUUAUAUCACCGCCAACAGUCACUCGACUUCCAAUUUUUGGGAUAAUAAUAAUCCUAUAGUUCGUCUAUUAUUUUUAGACUGACAAUUGUUUACUAGGUUCCUUAAGCAAUACAUUUUUAUUAUUUAAAAUCGUUAAUAGGCAAUCAUAUUUAAU
Messenger RNA from Sipha flava (yellow sugarcane aphid), 2017 nucleotides. RefSeq names its product slowpoke-binding protein (gene Slob). The record is from RefSeq and is a predicted model, not a curated record. NCBI's taxonomy places the organism in Eukaryota, Metazoa, Arthropoda, Insecta, Hemiptera, Aphididae. Bases 460 to 1908 code for a protein of 482 amino acids. The transcript is spliced from 11 exons.